UAGCAACUUUCCCACAUCUGGAAAAAAGGUUCCCGUUCUCUCAAACGUUGCGUGAACGCAGUCUGGUCGUUGGCUGCCAUGGUAACCGCCAGACGCCUAGCUAACAUGGCGUGGGAUCCCGCACCGAUAAUCACAGAGGCUAACAUAAAUAGCAUAUUAAACGCCAAAUUUCGUGAUAAAUAUGUAUUUAUGGGGCUGCUUUACUCAACAUUCAACUAGAUGGGCAUCGCUUUAUACGAGUUAAAUAUGUUUGUGAGCUUUUUCUCUUAUUAGACCCGAGUUAGCAUCCGCGUUAGCGGUUAGCGUUUAGCUAGCGGGUGUUACGUUUAAAUCCGUACUCAUGGCUUUUUAUGAAGUCUACUCUCACCCGGCCGUGGUUCGGUACAAAACCAGUGUUUGUACAACAGCUACCUUAUUUCUGGUUGUUGUUUUAUGCCUUACGUACAUCCCACCGCUGCUGGUUGCAUACAGGAGUCAAGGUUUCUGGAUAAAACGAAGCACUUACGAAGAACAGCCGGUUGUGAGGUUCCAGUAUGAGACUUUGCUGUUAGCAGCAACCAGUGCUCAAGGACAUUAUGUUGCCUGGAGCACUUUCCCUUUCCUUAACAACAUGCUUGGGACCAACCUACGUAUCCCCACUAUCUCUGUGAGAGAGGAGGACUUGAACCAGGAUGGGAAACUGGACCGUUUGAACCUGCAACUGCAGCUUCCGCUGAAACCUGAUGAACAAGUUUACAGCAUUCAGCUGCUGCUCACCUUCAGCUACCAGCUCUUUCGGAUGUCGACAGUGGUGAUGCAGAGUCUGGCUUAUGUGCAGCACUCCUCACCUGUACCUGGAGUUAAACUGUUCAUCAGUGGAGACCUGAGGCUUCAGCAGAGGACACCGCUUCCUCAUCGGGGCCUGUACAACAUCUACAAUGUGUCAGUGAUCGAUGGCACCAGCCCCUUUGCAAGUUCCUAUGACCUCAGCAACAUUAUCAGGAGCUACCAGGAGAGAAACGUAACAACUGUGCUGUCUUGUCCAAUGCCAGUGUGGACUAUAGGACAUGCUGCUGGUUCACCUUUUGAGCUUAACGCUGAAAUCCGCUACCCGCUGGAGCUCAUCAGUUAUCGUCCUGGCUUCUGGGAAACCAUCAAGUUUGCUUGGAUCCAGUAUGUCAGCGUUCUCCUCAUCUUCUUGUGGGUCUUCAAACGCAUCCAGAGAUUUGUCUUUCAGAACCAGGUUGUAACAACCGUACCCAUACCUGUAGGAAAACCUCACCUGUCGUGAUGCAGAGCUGAAAGUUUAUCUUUUAGGUUUUGACCAGAUGACACCUUUUGUCAAUUUGCUUCAUGUCUGUAAUGUUUGUUCUUUGGACUUCUUGUUGUUGAUUCAGCUAUAUGUUAUUGUCUAAUCUGUUUAUUCUGUAGGCUUAAGCAUUCUAAAAGAUGUUGUUAUAAGAUCAUAUACAUCCUGAUCUGCAUCGGGGAACAAACUGUUCUUCUUUGUCACAUUAAAACAACUUACACAUCGUAGAUAUUACAAAUCCUAUGUUAAAUUACGUGAGUUUCAACAGUUUAGUAACUUUUUUCAUCUUAUGUAGAUUUUUCAACUUUUUUCUUAUUUUUAAAUCAUUAAAAAAAUUUUGUUUGAUUUUAGCGGCUCAGUUGUAAAGAACAUAAGGAUAUAUUUUCUAUAUUGUUUUUUUUUUUACACAUUUGAAACUGGUUUUGACAAAAAUAAAGACUUUUUAAACUUA
Molecule: messenger RNA, 1739 nt
Organism: Nothobranchius furzeri (turquoise killifish)
Lineage: Eukaryota; Metazoa; Chordata; Actinopteri; Cyprinodontiformes; Nothobranchiidae
Gene: tmem231
Product: transmembrane protein 231
Biological process (GO): cilium assembly; regulation of protein localization
Cellular component (GO): ciliary membrane; ciliary transition zone
Source: RefSeq, a predicted model, not a curated record